AUGAAAUUCUUAGCCUUAGUAUCUGGAGGAAAGGAUUCCAUUUUCAAUGUCAUUCGAUGCAUUCAGGAAGGCCAUGAGUUAGUUUUAUUAGUCAAUCUUUACCCAAAAAAUAUUGGCAAGGAGACUGAUAGCUUCAUGUAUCAAAGUGUUGGAACCAACAUAAUAGAUGCUAUAUCUUUAGCUAUUGAUAAGCCAAUAUUGAAGAGAGAGAUUCUAGGGAAGCCAAAAGUCACAAACUUAGAUUAUUAAAGUAACUAAGAAGAAAGGGAGGGAGACGAAGUAGAAGACCUAUUUGAGGUAUUGAAGGAAGCAUUGACCUUGUAUCCAGAUAUUAAGGGUGUUAGUUCUGGAGCCAUAGCUUCAACUUAUUAAAAGUUAAGAGUAGAAGAUUGUUGUUAAAGGUUGGGUUUAGUCUCUUUGGCUUAUUUAUGGAAUCAGGACCAGUUUAAUUUAUUAGGUUAGAUGUUGUAGAACAAUAUGAACAUAAUAUUGAUAAAGGUAGCUGCCUUAGGUUUGUCAGAACAACAUUUAGGAAAAUCUAUAUAGGAGGUGUUUUAACAUUUUAAAGAAAUUCAUGAGAAAUUUGGAUUCCAUCCAUGCGGAGAAGGAGGAGAAUUUGAAAGUUUGGUUUUAGAUUGUCCAUUGUAUAAAAAAAGAAUAUAGAUAAAUGAAAGUGAGGUUGUUUGCCAUGAAAAUAAUUCUGUUGCCCCUGUGUAUUAUUUAUUAAUAAAAAGUUAUUCAUUAAUUGAAAAAGAUUGA
Molecule: messenger RNA, 759 nt
Organism: Paramecium tetraurelia
Lineage: Eukaryota; Ciliophora; Oligohymenophorea; Peniculida; Parameciidae
Exons: 5
Biological process (GO): protein histidyl modification to diphthamide
Molecular function (GO): diphthine-ammonia ligase activity
Source: RefSeq, a predicted model, not a curated record